AUGUCACCUGGGAAAGUUCUGCAACCUGUACUGAAAAUGAAGGUGGAUGAACUCUUUUUGUGCUGGUUGAGUCAGCCUGCAACUCAGAUGACACUAAAGGACUGCUUGAGAAGAAUCAAGAAUGAGGAAAAAACAGAGAUUGGUAGUGGAGAUUCAGGAAAUGGUAAAAAUGAGAGGUUCACUACUAAAAAUUCUAGUUCCAAGCAAUGUGUAUUUGGAGAUACCAGAUUGCCUUUGAUGUCUUUCAGUCCUCCUCAAGUUUCUAAUACUCUUCCAUUGGCAACUCCAGCCAACCCAAGGAACACCUCUAAUGUUAGAGCAACACUUCGAUCCUCAGGAAACAGAGUAGUUCAGACAAAGAAGGAAGAAACUUUGCCACCAUCGCUUAGUCAAAACAUUCCAACUUUCUAUUUUCCUCGUGGAUGUCCUAAGGAAAAAGUGAAUAUAGAUGCUGUGAUUGCCAACAUUGAGAGAACUUUCUCUGAGUUUCCAAAUGAAAGAGCAACAUUAGAAGACAUGGGGAAGGUUGCAAAGGCUUGUGAAUGCCCACUUUACUGGAAAGGUCCUUUGUUUUAUUGUGCUGGAGGUGAACGAACAGGAUACGUGUCAGUUCAUAAAUUUGUUGCAAUGUGGCGGAAAAUACUUCAGACCUGCUACGAUGAUGCUGCAAAGUUUGUUCAUCUUCUUAUGAACCCUGGAUGCAACUACUUGGUGCAAGAAGACUUCAUUCCUUUUUUACAAGAUGUGGUGAAUAGUCAUCCUGGUCUAUUAUUUUUAAAAGAAGCAUCUGAAUUUCAUUCUCGGUACAUUACCACAGUUAUACAGAGAAUAUUUUAUACAGUAAAUAGGUCCUGGUCUGGGAAAAUAACUUGUAAUGAGCUCAGGAAAAGCAACUUUUUGCAGAAUGUGGCAUUAUUGGAAGAGGAAGCUGAUAUUAACCAGCUGACAGAGUACUUCUCAUAUGAACAUUUUUAUGUUAUCUAUUGCAAAUUUUGGGAGCUGGAUACAGACCAUGACCUCUAUAUUGACCGGAAGGAUUUAGCUCGACAUAAUGAUCAUGCAAUUUCAAAUAGGAUGAUAGAGCGGAUCUUCUCGGGAGCAGUAACAAGAGGUAGAAAAGCACAAAAAGAUGGGAAAAUUAGCUAUGCUGAUUUUGUCUGGUUUUUGAUAUCUGAAGAGGACAAAAAGACACCAACUAGCAUUGAAUACUGGUUUCGCUGCAUGGAUCUUGAUGGGGAUGGUGCUUUGUCUAUGUAUGAGUUGGAGUAUUUUUAUGAAGAACAGUGCCAAAAAUUGGAUAACAUGGCCAUAGAACCUUUGCCAUUUGAAGACUGUUUGUGCCAGAUGCUGGAUCUCGUGAAGCCACAGUAUGAAGGAAAAAUUACUCUGCACGACUUAAAGCGAUGUAAGUUGACAAAUGUGUUUUUUGACACUUUUUUCAACAUUGAAAAAUACCUUGACCAUGAACAGAAGGAUCAGUUUUCCAUGUUGCGGGAUGGUGAAGGGGAAAGCCAAGAGAUCUCUGACUGGGAGAAGUAUGCUGCUGAAGAGUAUGAUAUCUUGGUAGCAGAAGAGGCAGCAAGUGACCAGUGGAAUGACGGGUAUGAAGCAGAACUGAAUCCUGCCGACCAUCAGAAGGCCAAUGUCCUCAAGUAUCAAAUGGAAAAAAGACCGUUUUUUGACAUGCCUUCCCAUCUGGCUGAUGUAGACUUGGAUGACUACGAGUACGAAGAGGACUUUGAGUAGCAGUUACUCGUGGUGAGCACAUGCAGAAGAGAAGGGACAGUCUGCAGCAGGUCUGCUACAUGCCUGUAUGUUCCGGUGGGGUUUGUUGCCAGGGAGUCAGCUUAGUUUUGUGCUAAAAAUAUUUAAUCACUACACUACCUUUUAAAUAAAAGAAGCGCAUUUGUAUGGAAUGAUGAAUUUUUUUUAUUUAUUCAAUAGACUAUAGUUUGUAAAAUAGAUUAAAAAUAUUUAUUUACAGAUGUUGCGUAAUUCCUUUUGGGAAGAAUAACAAUAUUUGACUUUAGAGACAAGUAGUCCACUGUUUUUAAGAGAACUGUGUAACCCUUCUCGAAGUUGGUGUGGUGCACUGACCGUCU
Nestor notabilis (Kea) is the source of this 2102-nucleotide messenger RNA. RefSeq names its product protein phosphatase 2, regulatory subunit B'', beta (gene PPP2R3B). The record is from RefSeq and is a predicted model, not a curated record. Gene Ontology annotation, molecular function: calcium ion binding; protein phosphatase regulator activity. NCBI's taxonomy places the organism in Eukaryota, Metazoa, Chordata, Aves, Psittaciformes, Psittacidae. Gene Ontology annotation, cellular component: protein phosphatase type 2A complex. Gene Ontology annotation, biological process: protein dephosphorylation. The coding region runs from base 1 to 1746 and encodes 581 amino acids. The transcript is spliced from 13 exons.